Molecule: messenger RNA, 794 nt
Organism: Brachypodium distachyon (stiff brome)
Lineage: Eukaryota; Viridiplantae; Streptophyta; Magnoliopsida; Poales; Poaceae
Exons: 1
Coding region: 236-490 (84 amino acids)
Source: RefSeq, a predicted model, not a curated record
CCCUGCCCUGCAGCGCGCGCCGUACAUCGAUCAUAUCCCUAGCGCUUAUAGCUUACAUCUCCCAUGGCGCCCUCCCUAUAAAUUGAGGUGUCCUCUCCUGUCCUUCUCCUUCAGUCUAAGUACACACCCAACACACCCACUUAACCUUGUAACCACAUUAGUCUCUCGGCCAGUAAGUUCCAAGCUAGCUAGCUCUUGGUACUAAUUAAGCUGCAAGUUCUAGCUAGCUAGGCAUAUGGGAGGGAAGUCGGCCUUCUCCUUCUUCUGCCCGAUGUUCAGCUUCCUGUCGAGGUCGAGCUCAUCGAGGAGGUACGACGAAGACGGCGACUACACGAGCGACUGGGAGUACAACCGGCCGGCGAGGUACGGGAGCAAGGUGCGGUCCAGCGACGAGGACUACGGCUGGUGGGUCGGCGAGCGCGACGUCGACCGCAAGGCCGCUGACUACAUCAACGACUUCCACCAGAGGAAGCAGCAGGUCUCCGCCUAGCUAGCUAGCUAUAUAUGACGAUCGAUACAGAUCCAGGCCACCGAAGCUUCAUUCUUCUUGUUAAUCUUCUGCCAUCAUGCAUGUUGUUAUAUACGGUACUAUGUUGUGUUGAUUUAAUUAUAGGGAGAAUAAUUGGUGCUCUGGGAGGACGAUCCAGCUAGCUGAUAGCUAGCUAGAUCUCUCCACGCAUGCAUGCAUGUAGUGUGUGGGUAAUUAGAUGCAUGGAUGGAUGUCUCACAGAUGUAUUUGUUGUUGUCACCCAAGGGUUCGAUGAUGAAUGUACGUAUGACGUGUUUCCCUUCCA